AUGGAGGAGCGGGAGCGGGGGGCGAGGUCGGCUCGCGCCGGGAGCCCCGCGCGCCCGCCCAGCCCGCGGCUGGAUGUCAGCUCUGACAGCUUCGACCCGCUGCUGGCCCUGUACGCGCCCCGCCUGCCUCCCAUCCCCUACCCCAACGCGCCCUGCUUCAACAACGUGGCCGAGUACGAGAGCUUCCUCAGGACCGGGUGCCGGGGCGGCGGGCGCGGGCGGGCGCGGGGCGCGGCGGCGGGCGCGGGGGGCCCCGCCGCCGCCGCCGCCAGGCCCUCGGGCAGGACCCGCCGCCGCCCGGACGCGCCCGCCCCGGACCCCGAGCGCAUCCAGCGCCUCCGCCGCCUCAUGGUGGCCAAGGAGGAAGGGGACGGGGCCGCCGGGGCGCGCCGCCGGGGCCCGGGUCGGAGCAGGAAGGCGCCGCGCAACGUGCUCACGCGGAUGCCCUUGCACGAAGGCAGCCCUCUGGGUGAGCUUCAUCGUUGUAUCCGGGAGGGGGUGAAGGUGAACGUUCACAUCCGCACUUUCAAGGGACUGCGGGGCGUCUGUACGGGCUUCCUCGUUGCAUUUGACAAGUUCUGGAAUAUGGCACUUACUGAUGUGGAUGAGACCUACCGAAAACCUGUUCUAGGCAAGGCGUAUGAACGGGAUUCUUCACUGACUCUCACUAGGCUAUUUGAUCGACUAAAGCUUCAAGAUUCCUCCAAGAAGGAAGCAGAUUCUAAGUCUGCAGUUGAAGACUCCACUCUCUCCAGAUACUCCCAGACAUCCACUUGGAAGGUGGCUUCAGUGUGGGGAAGAGGAGACACCGACCGGGGCUCACGCAAACGUUCCCGCUCCGUCCCUUCUUCCCUGCAGGCCUCUACAAGGGAGGAGUCCAGGUCAGAGCUGUCAGGGAGGACUACACGGACAGAAGGGUCAAGUGUGGGAGGUACCUUUUCCAGGGCUACCACCCUUUCCAGGGGCCAGCCCCGUAAGAAAAAGCGAAAGCCCAAAGUGGAUUACCAGCAGGUAUUCACUCGACACAUAAAUCAGAUUUUCAUUCGAGGUGAGAAUGUUCUGCUGGUUCAUCUUGCACAGUGACCAGCUCAGCCUCCCUUGAGCUUUGGUUUUUAGAAAUAAAAUGCAUGAAUUGCUGCUAUGCCAUAUCCUAGUAUCCCAGUGAAACUCUGAGUUGGAAUGAUUCCCUCUGGUCCUGCACAUGCAGAGUAUAGAGCUGGGCUCGGGCCCUCUGGGAGGUGAACUCCCUGAAGGAGAGACAGGCCUUG
This is a messenger RNA of Diceros bicornis minor, 1268 nucleotides long. RefSeq names its product LSM11, U7 small nuclear RNA associated (gene LSM11). Gene Ontology annotation, cellular component: U7 snRNP. Gene Ontology annotation, biological process: mRNA 3'-end processing by stem-loop binding and cleavage. NCBI's taxonomy places the organism in Eukaryota, Metazoa, Chordata, Mammalia, Perissodactyla, Rhinocerotidae. Gene Ontology annotation, molecular function: U7 snRNA binding. The record is from RefSeq and is a predicted model, not a curated record. The transcript is spliced from 4 exons. Bases 1 to 1083 code for a protein of 360 amino acids.